UGCCUGCGGCCGCGCAUGCGCCCUGCGCGGCCCCGAGCGGCGGCGGCGGGAGCGGGAGCGGGAGCGGAGCAUCCCAGUGUCACCAUGACCCCCGGGCUGGGCUCCCAGCGCUGCUGCCUGCUGCUGCUGCUGCUGCUGCUGCUGCUGCUGCCCUGGGGGCUGGGGGCGGGCGGGGACCCCCCCCCCGUGUCUGCAGCCUCCCUCCUGCGGGCGCUGCUGCAGCGCUGCGGGGCCGGGGACGGGCAGGGGCUCAGCCUGGGGCAGCUCUCGGCGCUGCUCGCCCGCCUGGGGCUGGGCAGGGGCCACCCCAACGGCAGCCACAGCCCCCAGCAGCCCCUCAACCUGUCCCAGUGCUUCAGCUCGGGGGAGCUCUUUGCCAUCCACAACCUGAGCCAGGGCUCCGUGGUGGGGCCCAGGGAGUUGCAGCAGUUCUGCCCCAGCAUCCUGCAGCAGCUGGAGUCAGGAGCCUGUUCCUCUGCAGCCCUGCAGGGCCAGGAGCAGCAGCAGCCAGAGGAGAGCAGGCCCAGCUCAGCCGAAGUCUGGGGGUUCGGGUUGCUCUGCGUGUCCGUCAUCUCGCUGUGCUCGCUGCUGGGAGCCAGCGUGGUGCCCUUCAUGAAGAAAACCUUUUACAAGAGGCUGCUGCUCUACUUCAUAGCCCUGGCGAUUGGAACUCUCUACUCCAACGCCCUGUUCCAGCUCAUCCCCGAGGCGUUCGGGUUCAACCCCCAGGAGAACGAUUACAUCUCCAAAUCCGCCGUGGUCUUCGGCGGCUUCUACCUCUUCUUCUUCACCGAGAAAAUCCUCAAGAUGCUCCUGAAGCAGAAGGACCAGCACCACCACGGGCACAGCCACUACGGCGCCGAGGCCGCGCCCGGCCGGCAGCGGCAGGAGGAGGUGCCCGAGAAGCUGCAGAACGGGGAGCUGGACCGCAUGAUCCCCAACACCCCCGGGGGGCCGGAGCUCCGAGCCCCGGGCGGGGACCCCGCGGGCGGCGUCGCGUCCCUGUCGGUGCAGGACCUGCAGGCCUCCCAGAGCGCGUGCUACUGGCUGAAGGAGGUCAGGUACUCGGACAUCGGGACCCUGGCCUGGAUGAUCACGCUCAGUGACGGGCUCCACAACUUCAUCGACGGGCUGGCCAUCGGCGCCUCCUUCACCGUCUCCGUGUUCCAGGGCAUCAGCACCUCCGUGGCCAUUCUCUGUGAGGAGUUCCCACACGAGCUGGGGGACUUUGUGAUCCUGCUCAAUGCUGGCAUGACCAUUCGCCAGGCUCUCUUCUUCAACUUCAUCUCUGCCUGCUGCUGCUACGUGGGCCUGGCCUUUGGCAUCGUGGCUGGCAGCCACUUCUCUGCCAACUGGAUCUUUGCUCUGGCUGGAGGGAUGUUCCUGUACAUAGCACUGGCUGACAUGUUCCCUGAGAUGAACGAGGUGAGCCGGGAGGACGAGCAGAACGGCAGUGCGCUGAUCACCUUUGCCAUCCAGAACGCGGGGCUGCUCACGGGCUUCACCAUCAUGGUGCUGCUCACCAUGUACUCAGGGCAGAUCCAGAUAGGGUAGGACAGCCUGAGCUGCAGCCCUGAUCCAAUUUUCCAUGGGUUUUUUUUUUGGGGGGGGGGGAAGGUUUGUUUUUUUUUCCUUUUUUUGUUUUCUUUCCUGCUGCAAACACACGACGGUACCUGUGCGGGCACUGACGUCACACUACAGGAGAGACGUUGCUUUCAAAACUAUUCCAUGGAUUUUUUUUUUCUGGUUUAAGGCUGAGGGGAGUGGAAUUCCCCUUCCCACAGGACUGAUUUUUUCCAGUGUCAUAUCCCUCCUCACCUCUCCCAGGAAGGAUGGAAUGGGGAGACAGGAGCUGCUCCUCUCGUGCUUGGAGUGAUCCCGUGGGACACGACACUGUCCUGACCCCUCUGGGUCAGGGGACAGAUGGGGACAGACCCUUCCCUGUGCUCUCUGAGGAUGAGGAGGUUCACCCUGGCACCAUCAUCCACCUGGACAAUGCCCUGGCACGAGGGCUGAAGAGGGCAGGGGUUUUAAAGCACAUUUUGGGUGUCAGUGCUCGGAGCAGAGGACACUAAACUGGGCUGGAGUGACACUUGGGGUGCUGGGAGGAGCCUGACCCCCCUUCAGUCCAUGGAGUGAGGGGCAAAUCCCAACUCCUCUGCCAGGGCUGGUGAGAAGGGGAUGAGAGCAGAGCCCUGCCCUGCCACAGGGAUCUUUCCUCAGGUUGUGUCCAAGCUCAUGGUGACAGCUGGGAGCAGCCACCAGUUCUUAAACACUGCUGAGGUUCAUGGUGGGGUGUUUUCAAAAGCAAAACUCAGACUGUGAACCUCUUCAGGUUGUGUGUUCCCAGCCUUAGGGAGUAGCCAGAGAAGGGUGUUCCAGGCACUUCCCAGCUCUGCCUCCAGGCUGGUGUUCCCAGAUUCACUAGGUGAAUUACUUAUUAUCAUAUUGAUAAGGUUGCCCACCCCACCCGUGCUGCUCGAGGUUCCUUUUGCCCCCAGAGCCCUCAUGCUGUGCCUGGUGUGACCCUGUGGCCGUGUGGAUUUUGGGGAAUCUGGUUUGGUGCUGAUUUGGGAUGGAGGAGAGCUGCAGGUGCUCUGGAAGUGUCUUCCUUCACUGCCCACCUGUGCAGGUGUGUGGGGUGUGACAGG
This is a messenger RNA of Oenanthe melanoleuca, 2651 nucleotides long. It is a transcript of the gene SLC39A14, whose product is annotated as solute carrier family 39 member 14. Lineage: Eukaryota; Metazoa; Chordata; Aves; Passeriformes; Muscicapidae. Gene Ontology annotation, molecular function: zinc ion transmembrane transporter activity. The record is from RefSeq and is a predicted model, not a curated record. Gene Ontology annotation, cellular component: membrane. Gene Ontology annotation, biological process: zinc ion import across plasma membrane; intracellular zinc ion homeostasis.